Molecule: messenger RNA, 8374 nt
Organism: Patella vulgata (common limpet)
Lineage: Eukaryota; Metazoa; Mollusca; Gastropoda; Patellidae
Product: mucin-2
Exons: 3
Coding region: 223-4254 (1343 amino acids)
Cellular component (GO): extracellular region
Molecular function (GO): chitin binding
Source: RefSeq, a predicted model, not a curated record
UUCAUGGAUAGAACUAAAGGAGUCUAGGUUUCACCGGGAGUCUGUUGUUAUUGUGUUCACCAAAUACUGUGUUCCUCGUCCUUUAGGACGACCUCACUUCAUCUACUGGAAACCUUCAAUAAUCAAUCUUCUGCAAAAUUCCAAUAACCGCACCUGCUCUCAAAAAUAAAAAAAAGGAAAAUAAACUUCUGUGAAAUCCUGAUAUUGUAAAAUUUUGUGAAAAUGGAUACUUUGAAUAUGCGUUGUAUUGCCUUCCUGAUGGCGUGCUCAUGUCUACUUAAAGUGUCAGUGGUCUCAGCAUUCGAAUGUCCAACAGUCCGAAAUCAACUAUUAAUCGCGGAUCCUGAUGACUGUCGAAAGUACUAUCAUUGUUUAUCGGGUGGUCGAGUCUUCGUCAAAUCCUGUCCCAAAGACUUGGUAUUUGAUCCUAAACAGAAAGUAUGUGUGUGGGAUUCAACUACUUCAUGUUUAACAGCAACUCAGCAACGAGAUGUAGAAAAUUACGUUGACAACACGAUCGAUCACCUCCCUAAAACAGAAAACCAGAAACCUGUGGUACGAACUACAAAAAGGGUACCGAGAACGAGACGAACUACGACUAAACGACCCACUACGACUACUAGACGACCAACAACUACUACCACAAGACCGACCACAACCGAGGAGUCAGCUGACCUGCUCAGUUUUGAUGAAUCUAUAAAGAUCCACGAGAAUGAGAUGCUGAAUGGUGGUGAUUACCCGGAUAUGGCUUUCGAUCUGAAUGAUUCGCUCGAGACUAAUUCUACAGAAGAAAGUAACUCGACGUCUCUGGCAUUCGACAAUGAAGAAAUACAGUCUGGUGAUUCAGCAACUAAACAAAUCUCUGGCCAGGAAGACGAAGCCUUAGACAACUACAGCAGCUUCCUUUUCUUCCCCAACAGUCGAAUUGUAAAACGAGCUGCAGGUGUCCGACCAGCUACGUUCGCAUACAAGAUUGCCUGUCCUAAUGCCUUCGCUUAUGUUGUUGAACCCGAUAACUGCGACACGUUUUACCAUUGCAAUAACUGGAAACCCUUUCUUAAAAGAUGUCCACCCGGACUUCAUUUUGACGCAACCAAUCUCGUAUGUAACUGGCCUCAUAAUGUAAACUGUUUUGAUGGUAAACGAGCCAAUACUUACUUCGCUUUUAAUCAAAUGCGGCUUCAGAAAUUUAGAAAAGAACCAAAAAUGGAAGGCAAGGAAACACCCGAGGGCGAACGAUACAAAGCUAAACCAUCGAUUCACCGAAAACCUUUAGAAAAAGACAGCAAAAUCAGUGCCAAACGAACAGCAAAGACAACCACUAAAAUCUCCAUAACAACGGAAAGAUCAACCCCAAAGACAACUUUAAAAGAUUUGACAACUACCACAGCACCCGAAGUUUCAACAGAAACCCUUGACCAUACAGCGGAGAAAAAACCCGUUCGAAUUUUUGUACAACGCAAUUCACAGAAAAAGACAAGCCUUAAAGUCACCGAGAAGACCACUACACCAGCCACUACUGAUGCACCAACAGCAAAGACAACACGAAUGAACAGGUACAAGGGACACCGCAACAACAAACAAGAUAUGUUCCUCUUCAGUACCAACAACAGACACAAAUCUACUCAAGAUACCACAUUCACUGAAGCUAGAUCAAGUGUUCGUCCGACUUUAAGAUCGAAAGUAAAUCCACGAUACACAAUGCGUUAUUCAAACAUUUAUGAAGAUUCACCUAGGAUGAACCCUUUCACCAGACCUAGCUUUGAAAAACUGGAAGCUCUUAGAAGCAAGAAUAUCCAGCUGAACAAAUCAAAGCCAUCUAUAAUCCUAGUCGAUAACACGCCCACAUUUGCAGAUACUUAUAAAACAACUGUUUCCAAAGACGCUAAGGAUAAGUACGGAAAAGUUAACAAUACUCAGAAAUUCAGAACUUCAUCUUUCAAGCCACAAACAUCCCCAGCUGUAAGUUUCAGAACAUCCACCCUCGAUUAUACAGCCACGUCACCCACUGAAGACAAAACAGCCACCAGCUUCAAGGCCUCCAGCAUUAAGCCCGACUCCACAACAACCCCACCCGCUAAAUCCACGUCCACUGAGAAGUCUACCACGGACUUCACGUCCACUGACACGCUGGCCACUCACGUUAAAGCUGUGCAAUAUGCUAAUAAACCGAUAAACAUGACCAAAAAUAUGAAGAUAGAACAGGCCCUAUCUCACCUAGAACCAUCCAAGCACAUCCCCAAUAGUGUAAAAACUAAGACUUCGACAACAGAAUCAAUUGAGGCCACUGACGUGUCAACCACUGAAGACAGUAAAUCUGUGUCAUUCUUUACAUCUACUGAUAAAACAACGACCGACAACUCCUCCGUAACUAAUUCCACAAAUCAAACAUCAAAUAGUUUCUUAUCUACGUCUACUAUCUCCACGGACUUUCUUGCGACUGAUAAUACCACGGAUGCCACCAACGUAACUACUAAUGCGACCGAUUCCAUUGAAAUGAUCAAUGGAACGCUUUCAGAACUAAACACGACAUUAGAUAGUGGCAAUGGUACAUUGGACUUCAACGAAACUCUUUCGGUCAACGUUACCAGUUUUCGCGCCAAUUUAGAGGAUCUUAUAGAUACUUACCAUGCUAACUUCGACAAGGUUGGUACCAGAUCUGAGGAUAAAGACGACGACAAGAAGCAUUCUUUUGACGCUGGCACCAACGACACAUAUGAACAUCAAACCGAGGAUGACGUACCGGUAUCGUUUACUGCCAGGACAAACACAGACAGAAGCGCCAUGAUGGUCCAGGGCGAGCAGGGUGUUAAAGAAGAAGUACAGAUUGAGAAAUUUAUGAUUAAAAUGUUAAACAGUGCCUUCAAUCCAAAGCAGAAUGAACACGAUGAUAGCGAUUUAACAGAAAACGACAAUAUGGUUGAUGGCGAUUUAAAUGAUACACCUACAGAUACUGAUCGCGGCUUUAAACAAAAGUCUGGGAAAUGGGUUCUUUUCGGAAAUGUUGAUAAAAAAGAACCCAGAAAAAAGGACAAGUCAAACAAAACAAGCAUUCGACUAACCAACACCGACACUGUAGAAGACACUAGUGAUGGCGAGUCCGUCAUUGAGGAAGAUUUAAUCGCAGCUAAAAAUCAAGAAAUGUUUAUAGAAGAUAAUAAUAUCAAUAGUAUUGACAACGUAGAAUCUUCGGGAGAUGUGGACAACUUCCAUAACAGCAUCAUGAUUGAUAAUACAGACAGUGAAACUAAAAUGGUUGAAUAUAUUUCAACUGAUGAAGAAAAACACGAAAAUCUUCGCAACAGAAACUUCUUUGACGCUCCUCUACCAACUCUACCUAACAGUAACGGGACACAAGAAAAUGAUAAUGAUUCGAAAAACGCUGAACUGAACACAGUGGUUCAGGUUAAUAAGAAACCCGACGUCGCUACGAAGACAAACGUCACCGAAACCGUGGUCAUAACGAUUAAAAAGGUCAACAAAGACCAAACAAACGAUUCUACAAAUCACACUUCAAAAGCUCCCAAACCAGAGUCCACGACAAAAACUGAAGUACAAACCUCUACUGAUUCAGAUUCUGGAUCCACAGAAAACACCAAAACCUCCCCGGACGCUACUACAAUGGGAUCUACUUCUUCUCCUAUCGUUGAAUCUGAAAACAAAACUCUGAACUCUAGCAGUGAAGAUGUUGUUUUAACAAUUGAAGAGUCUGUAAAUGGCACCGAGCUGAUCAUGAAUGAUGAGGCCCCAGUACCAGUCGCCCUGAAAAUUGUUAAGAUCGACAAAUCCACAACAGAGGAGUCUCUUACAACCACAGGUUCGGCACAAUCCGAAUCAACAACAGAGUCUUCUGAGUCAACGACAGAUGGUCUAGAGUCUUCAGUUUCAACAAAGGAUUCUUCGGAAGCUACUACAGUGGUUCCCAGUGAUGGAGGUACAAACGACACAGCCAAGACAGUGACUGUUAAAACUACGGCUAAUGUAACUGCAGCAGCAGUAGCAAAGAAUGCCACAGAUACAAUUCAAUCUAAGGCUACAAUGAGGUCGGUGAAGUCCGUCACGGGACGGGAUGGCACAGUCAGCGAGGUCAAGUUGGUAGACGAUAAAACAGUCUUUUCUGGUGAUACACCAGAAGACGGCAAGAAGUCAUUCAUUUCCCUAAGUGAUCUUAUUAAGUGGUAUCUUCGACACUGGAAGAAUUAUUCCCAGUGGAAAGGUAAAGUUGAGGAGGGUAUACCCACCAAAGCGUCAUAAUAAAACCAACAAGAGUUUACAUUAUGAUGUUAAAAUGAUUUUCUUCUCUUUUUAACUUUCAAUUUAAGAAAACCACACGCCGGUUGUUUGAGUGCCAUGCUUCUUUUGAAUAAGUUGAUCUAUAAAUAUAUAUAAAUACAAAGCACUAAUUUGCUACUUUUACUUGAACGAAAAGGGGAGUUUGUAUGUUUUGUGGUUUAUUUUUAAUAUAAAUACAUUUGUAUAUCAAUUUUGUCAACUUUUAUGUACAAACAAAAUAUUAAAGCUUGUUCUUUUCUAUUGAUAAAUAAAGUUAUUUCCCCUGGACAUAACUUUGGAUGCUUUGGUCAAAAUUCUUACAUACAAACAGUAAUUGUUAGACCGAAAAUUUACGGAAGAGAACUUAAUACUCUUUGCUGAAAAAGGCGGUGAUAACUCUUGGUUUGUAGCCGUUAUUAAUAUUUUAAGAUUUUGUACAUUAUAAGGAGAUGGGUUCGAAAUUCUGUCCAAUCUAAUUAACAUUUGACCUUGCUUUCGGGUCUUUUAUUGAUGUCUUGACAUUUACUCUACAGUGAGAUCUAACAACAUCUUUGUGUUCGAUUUGCCUGAUCCGAUCGUUCAUUUAGCCACUGAACAGAUACUUUGGCUUAGACUAGAAUGGUUUUGGCCAGUCAGAGACAAUUUGAAAGAGACUAUGCCAAAGAAAUCCUUAGAUCGCCAUGCCGUGUUGGUCAACCAAAAUUUCAACCCGAAAUGAAAGAAAGGUCUAAUAUUAAUUGGAUUGAAGUUUUAUCUUUUUUUUUGAAUAAAAAAACGAAAUAUUAAGGCUUUUAUUUGAUACCAUUUUGUAAUUUCUUACUCUAUUUCUACUUAAGUGUAGUGCUUUUUGUUUUGUUGAUUUGAAGGGAAAUAUUGUAAUGGUUAUAUUUUAUUUUUAUUUGUCACGACAAACUGUAGAUUUGUUUAUUUUUAUACCCUAAUUAAGGCUUCUUAAGUUGUAUUCCUUUUUUUCCACUCAUUUAAUUUUCUGAAUAAAUUAGAAUGGAUUAUUCCAGAUUUCCCCAGCAGUCUAUUUUCGUACACACUACAUUAGUCAGUGUGAAAAACGUUUCGAUGGAAGAUGCCCGAAAAGUUAUAUUAACUCUUUCUGGUUAGACAACUGCACCAGUUUCUCUUUCGUGGUCAGAUUCUCUUGCUCAAUUAAUAUCACCAUAUUCAUAUUCCUAUCACACAAUGUGUUUUAUAUAGUUGCAAUUUUGUUGUCGAUCCCUCUGAUGAUGUUUUGUCCAUGGAAAAAUGAAGAACUGGUUUUCAAAACGCGACAAACACCAUUCCUUUUUUUUUUUUUUUAUCAAAAUCAUUUCCUUGAUUUAGGUCUAAAGGAUAUUGAAUUGGUUGAUAUAAUGUGUUAUUUCGAGUAAAGGUGGGUUAGUCUCUGUAUAAUUAACAUUUUGUUUGGAAAGAGUAAUCGGACUUUGGUCCAUAUAAUCGGUCAUAUCUUAUUAACCCUGGCUUUAUCUACGGGUGUAAGAUUGUCUACUAAGACAGUUCGUCACCCCACAAAACAGAUCAUUCCAUACUAUCUGAUGGAUGUUUGUUUAGUGAAUGGGCCGGGGGGGGGGGGAGCUCCAAAGCAAAGAGUUCUAGUCAUUUUAAACUGUGAUACAUAAUUUAAUUAAUACACCCUUUUUAUUGUCGAAGAAAAUCGAAUGUUUUCCCCAUAAACAAAGUAGGACAUGGUGUUUAUCGCGUUUUUUGAAAAGAGCCGAUCCGAUGCUUUUACUAUAUAUUUGUUACAACACUGAAUUUGCUUUCCCAAUAUUUAUUUAUUUUAUUUUGUAUCUUUAAUCGUGUUUCUAUCAUAUCAUAUAAUAGUAUAAUAUUGUCUUAUUUUGUUAGGACUUGGCAACAUGGGGUUUAGGGCUUAUAACUACUUUAAUAACAAUAUUUUUUUUUUACAUUAAACAUAAAUAUUUGUUUGGCUAAGAGAUAGUUAUAGAUAUGAGUAUUCUGAGCAAUGUUUUAAAUGACGUUUUGGCUUUUAGUAACGCAGUAACAGUACAAUCAUCUGCGCUAAAAUACAAACAUAGAAUAUCAGACUGGACACAAUAAAAUGUGGUCCAAACAGUAUUCAUUAUUGAUCAAUCAAGCUGAUCUAACUUUCACAUUUUAUUUUGGUCGAUUUCAUGCCACCAUGUUUGUAUUCUCUUAGAUUGUUAGUCGUUUAUUUCUCCACGAACAUCGAGGCCAAAUAUACGGUAACCACUGAAACGGAUCUACAUUUAAUGCGAAUGACAUAAUUUGUGUAUUUUGGGUUUGUUUUUUUUUUUUUUUUGUUUUUUUUUUUUGAGGUGGGCCGGGGUAUUAUUAUCGUCUGAUGGUUGUCGCCAUUUUAUUUCACAACCCUAUAUGACGUCAUACUAUUAGAAACAUAAGCUUCGAUCAAUGGGGGAGAGUUUUGUGUUUAUUUCUCAUGAUCUAUACCUAUCUCUGCCAUUUCAAUAAAAGAUCUUUACUCAAAGUACUGAUGUUAAUAUCAAAUUAAGUUACCGUGUGAUGUUUUGAAGGAGACACAGGAAUGAAUUGAUUUAAGAGCGAAAGUUUCAAUACCAGAUGAAACGAAAGAUUCUUCCUUUAUCUGGGAAUGUAGAACAGGAGACGGUAGUUAUACAGCAACUUGUUUAGAAAAAAAAAACUAAGGAUGGAUCAUUGUAAAAAUUGUGGGAGUAUAUUUGUGGUAGCUUAAACUAAAGUAGCUGGACAGAAAUCGAAUCUCGAACCACUUUUCCCCCGUUUAAGAAAAAAUCUCGGCAGUAUCCUAGCUAGGAAUUUGUUAAUGCGUGUGCUCUGGUUUGGAUAAUCCAAGCACAGAAAAUGCGAGUUUGCUAAGUGGGGUUUGGGGCAUGUUCCCUGGAGAUGAUUUCGAAAUUUAUGCGCCAUUUAGUGCACUCUCGAUCCUUUGUUAACUUAACUAGUGUAUCCGGUUCAAAAUUGAUAUGUAAGCAUUGUAAAUACAAAACAAAAGUACAUUUGUAACCAAUUUAUGUGAUUUCGAGGUUCGGACGAUAAUACAGGUGAAUACUGUCUGACUCAAAUUCAGCCCCAAAAAUCAGAUCUUCAGAGAAAGAAAUCGAGAUAAUCGUUGUGACAAAACACUGAUAUUUCGUCUUUAUACAGUAAAAAAGCAAAAAACAUAUGCGAAAUAAAAGAAAAGGGGCAUUAAAAAGAAAUCCGAAUAUUUAUGCAUUUUCCACUCGAUGUUUGAUACUUAGAGCAAUCUCAAAAGAUGCGAAGGGGGCUGGGGAGAUCCUUUUAAAUUGUUUAUUGAUAUUAUUAUUUUUUACUUUAUGUAGCGCAUUUUCAUUGGCACCAAACAAUGCUGGGAGGGAGAGCCCCCCACUUAUAACCUUUUAAGAAUCUGAGAAUAUAAUGAUGAUUUUAAUUAUAUCCGAAAGUGCGCCCAACUCCCACUAAAUGAUCAUUAUGCCCCUACUCCAUCUUGUUUGUAAAAUAUUAUAUUAAAACAAAUUAAUCAAAUUCAAAUUCCCUUAUACGUUGCUGAAGCAGGGUGUGACCCCGACAAUUGCUUCCAGUCAAUGGGUGUGAGACCACUUCCUUCAUAAAAAUAAAAACAAAAGAGAAAGUUGCCGAUUUUUUUCGAUUGUGAUUUAUGUAAAUAAAUACACCGUCAAAAUGAUUGUUCUACAAUACAGACAGAAGAAUCGAACCUGUUUCAUCUGAGUAUAUUGAGCUAAAUGUUUUGGUUAGCUUGUUAAGAAUGCUAUAAAGUUUAAACAGCAGCUGGUGUUUUGUAUAUAAAUCUAUUCCGUAUUUUUGUAAAGAUCUCUGAACAGACUUUCAGUUUGCUUCAACCUUAUCAUAAUUAAAUCCUAUCUAUUUGUAAAUGUUAUAUAAAGCAUAUUAUAAUCUUGUAUUCUUUAAUUAGCUUCCUAGCUGCUCGCACAACCUACUUUAUAAACAGCUUGUGUACUCCUAUGAUAUUAUAGUCAACGUGAACAGUAAACGCUUUGCUUUAUAACUUUUUUUUCAUUAUAUUGUUCAAAAUGUUUUUUUGCUCCCCAUUAUUUGGUUUUAUAUUUGGUGUUUUUCAAUUCGACCCGAUUAAAGUGUUCACGACAAA